Benincasa hispida (wax gourd) is the source of this 519-nucleotide messenger RNA. The record is from RefSeq and is a predicted model, not a curated record. Lineage: Eukaryota; Viridiplantae; Streptophyta; Magnoliopsida; Cucurbitales; Cucurbitaceae.
AUGACGUCUGAGGGAGAGUCUAAUACUCCUCAGGCAAGGGCAGAUUCCCAACUAAAAGAUAUAGUUUUGGACAAGAUAGCGCAGAGGUUAGCAACCAGUGUGGGCUCAGUACGAGCCGACAUAGAGAAGAAAUAUGGUAUUGAGAGGUUUAAAGCCCUAGGGGCUGUGACAUUCGAAGGUACAGCAAACCCAGCUGAAGCCGAGUUAUGGCUGGAUGUAGUUGAAAAAUGUUUCAAUAUUAUGAACUGUCCAGAGGAGAGGAAGGUAGGGCUAGCCACCUUUCUACUACAAAAAGGAGCGGAGAAAUGGUGGAAAGUGAUAUUCGCCAGACGAGCCAGUUUAAAUGCGAUGUUAUGGCCUGAGUUCAGAAGGCCUUUGAAGACAAGUAUUACCCUAGCUCGUUCCGAGAUGCGAAAAAGGAUGAAGUUCCUUCAGACUGACGUAGGAACGAUGUCAAUGGCAGGAUAUGAGCAGAAAUUUACAGAGUUAUUCACAGUAUGCUCUACCGAUUAUUGCUGA